CUCUCCGCGCGAAAUUUUGAGAGUUCCGUUGAGAACAAAACAAGAGCGCGAAGCAACAGCUGCAGCAGCACCGAGCGCCGGUUCCGCUUCACAACCGUAAAACUACCGAACGGAUCACGAUGGCGGAGCUCGGCUGCUACUCUCCCAGCUUCAAGAAACCGUCCGAUGUGCUGCGGAUGAGGCGGAAGCGGGCGCGGAGUGAAGGACCGGGCGGGAAAGCGUCGAGUCCGGCGUUGUCCGGAGUCCGGCCGUUCUCCCCGGGGCCACUACUCACCGCUACGGGACGCGGCAACGGCGGAGUCAAGCGGAGAAACCCGUUCGCCAGCAUCGAGAACACCUACAGCAGCCCGAAGAAAAGAGCUUUAAUACAGGAGGACGGUAGAAAGAGUUCAGCCGCGGGUCCAGACGAGAAACUCCGAGAAGAACUACCGAAAACCGGAGCUUCACUGCGGGAGGAGCUGCUGCACACAGAUCGACACAAACAACAGCACACACAGGUGGUGGUGUCUCUCUCUGAAGCUGACGGUGUGUUUGAGGAGGAUCUGUUUGAUCCCCAGAGCUGCUCUGCGGUGCUGAAGAGUCCUGAGGCGCUCCGUGACUCUGCUCCGGCUGAGGUGUGUGUGGAGUAUCCGGCGGACUGGUCUCUGAAAACUCGUCUGCUGUUCACGUCUCCUCAGUCGUUCUCCUGGGCUGAGCAUCUGAAGGCGCAGGAGGAGGCGCAGGGCUUGAGUUCUCACUGCAGAGCCCAGUUCAACAGCAUUCCUGCUCACAUACCGGAGCCCCGGGGCUGUGCGGAGCUGCGGUGUGGUUUCCAGCAGAGUCUCCAGUACUGGCAGCACCCAUCUCUGCCCUGGCUCUCUCUCUUUCCACGCAUUGGCGCUGAACGCAAGUUUUCUGGCCAGUGUGUGCCAUGGGCGCAGGAUGCAGUGCUGCAGCAGAGCCUCAUGAGCGACUGGUGUGUGAGUCUGACGUCUCUCUACAGUCUGCUGAAAGCUCGCCUCUGUCCGUAUUUCUAUGUGUGCUCGUAUCAGUUGACUGUUCUCUUCAGAGCGGCCGGUCUGAGCGGAUCUGCAGGCGUCACUGCACUGCUGUCGCCCACCACUAGAGGACUCCGAGAUGCCAUGAAGACCGAUGGAAUCGAGUUUUCUCUCCCUCUGCUGGAGGAGAAGAGGAAGAGCAGAGGUCAGAGUUCAUCACAGCCUGCAGACGGUGAAGAAAUGACCAGCGGCGCUCAGCUGAGUGAACACAGCGAGAAUGAAGAAGAGGAGGAGGAAGAUGAUGAUGAUGAUGGGGGGUUUUCAUGGCUGAAGGAGAUGGGCGUUCAAGACAAGAUCAAGAAACCAGAUGCCAUUUCUAUUAAACUUCGUAAAGAGCACAGGGAGGUUCGUCUGGACCGCCGGCCUGAGUCUGUGGUUCUGGUGGAGGGGUCCAACACCUUCACGCUGCUGAACUUCCUGAUGAACUGUAAGAGUCUGGUGGCCGGUGCCGGAUCUCAGGCUGGGCUUCCUCCAACACUACUGGCCCCGACAGCCUUCAGAGGAGCCACACUGCAAACGCUCAAGGCUCGUACGGUGAAUGUGAAGACUCAGGUGCGAGCGGGUUAUGAGGACGUGUGCAGUCUGGAGGUGACGGGACCCAUAAUGCCUCACUGUGUGCACGCGCUGACGCUGCUCCUGAAAGCGGCUCAGAGAGGACAGUUUACUACGUCUCUGUACACACACGAGCCCACAGCCGUCCUCAACAUCCCCAUCAGCCCCAGCACACACACGGAGGAGCACACGAAGUGUGUUGUCCAGGAUCUGCUCAGCUGUGGCCUACAGCAGAGCUCCGUUCAGCAGCUGGCAGCCCCGAGCAUUCUGGGAAAGGCAGCACUCAGACACCUGCAGAUGAGGGACUGUUCAUACAGCUGGAGGACCUGAGACCAGCUUCGCUCAACACACACACAGACAGACACACGUAUGCUCCAACAGGCAGGAAUAUUCACAUCACAUCACACACACACUGACAGGCAGGAAUAUACGCAUAUAUACAUGCACACACAGAGCCAGGAAUAUUAACACACAGAGCACUGGACAGCCUGUAGUGUGGUCUUAAUUAUGUUUUAAUGCUGAAAUGUGACUUAAAGCUGAAUUUUAAACUGAUGUCUGUCUAAAUCUGUCAUAAUCUGAGCUGAAAUCCUCAGAGUGUGUUCAUCACACUUGUACGAGUUUAUAAUAUUAAAUGGGUUGAAGUAUCUCUUGCUUUGUGUUUGUCAUAAUAGUGUCAAACGUAAUGAAAAUUGUGUCUGGCAGGAGUAAUAUCAGGCGUACAUUAGUGCUAAUGCUUAUUACAUAAUAAUUACUUUAGAAAUAAGUCAACAAUGAAAAGUGUUUAAUAUUUUAAUUGUAUAUGCAUAUUCAUGACAUGCAAACACUCGCACAGGCUUAUCUUCAUAUCUCAUUAGACUUCUGGAUGGCCCGUUAUGAUUUUAAUGUGUUUUAGAUUGUAUUUUGGGGUUUGAAUUAUUGACUUUAGCUGAAAAACAGAUGAUAAGAUUUUCAGAAGUGCAUGUUUAAUCUAAAUCUCUCAUCAUCAUGUUUCUGACAGCUGAAAUCUUCUGUGUAUUCAUCACUCACACUUACAACAUUAAAUAGGUUGAAAUAUUUCUUGCUUUUUGCCUCUCAUAUGUCAAUUUAGGAUAUAUAAAAGCAAAAUGGUGUUUAAAAAUGAUGUGAAGGAAACUGGGCAUUAGUUGGUGUAAACUACUUUUUAAAUAAAUAAAAUGCUCAUGAAAUAA
Danio aesculapii is the source of this 2776-nucleotide messenger RNA. RefSeq names its product protein downstream neighbor of son homolog. Gene Ontology annotation, cellular component: nucleus. The record is from RefSeq and is a predicted model, not a curated record. Gene Ontology annotation, biological process: nuclear DNA replication. The coding region runs from base 120 to 1919 and encodes 599 amino acids. NCBI's taxonomy places the organism in Eukaryota, Metazoa, Chordata, Actinopteri, Cypriniformes, Danionidae. The transcript has 10 exons.